CCGUGUUUAAAGUCGUUUGUGAGUGUCUGGCGUGUAGCUCGGACAGCUGUGGACUAUUGCAUCUCAAGGAUAUUGAUUUUAAUGUUUUAUUAAACAAAAUAAUAAAUACGAAAAUACAGAGGUUAAGCUUUGUGCAGCUGGACAACUGAAUUGAUAGCAUCACUGUGUUUCUUCGGGCAGAUCAUGGACACCUCUGCAGCAACCGGAGUUCCUCAUCCCUACUGGCCACGGGACCUUUUUAUUCCCACCUAUGUCGCCAAUGACCGAUCCAUGAAAGAGAUCCUGGUGUUUCUGUUUUCCGUGUCCGGGGUGUUUCUGCUCGUGACGUGGCUGAUCACCGGCCAGAAGGUGGCCGGGGGCCGGCUGGGGACAUGGAGGCGGCUGGCCCUGUGCUGGUUUGCCGUUUGCGGCUUCAUCCAUGGUGUAAUUGAGGGCUGGUUCUCACUGUACUAUGACAUCAUUCCAGGGGACCAGAGCUUCCUGUCACAGCUGUGGAAAGAGUAUUCCAAAGGAGACAGUCGAUACGUAAUAGCUGAUAACUUCACCGUCUGUAUGGAGACCGUGACUGCUUUGUCGUGGGGGCCAUUCAGCUUCUGGGCUGUGUUUGCUUUCCUAACUAACAAGCCCUACAGAUUUGUUCUGCAACUCAUCAUUUCAUUAGGUCAGCUGUAUGGAGUGGUGCUGUACUUCUUCACAGAGCACAGAGAUGGCUACGCUCACAGUGAGUUGGGACAUCCCAUCUACUUCUGGUUCUACUUUGUGUUCAUGAAUGUCCUGUGGGUCGUCAUACCGCUGGCGCUCAUUGUGGAUGCGUGGAGGCAGAUGUCCACAGCCCAGGCGCACACAGACAACACAAAGUCACACAAGUCCAAGAGGAACUGAGCGGCAACAGGCAGAGCUGAUUAAGGGACUAUGGGACGCUGACAACAGGAGAUACAUAGGGAAAGACGAUUGGGGACAGCAUACACUGCAUUGAUUUAAUACAAAAAGAUGAUGCAAAAGUUGGACCUGCCUCAUCUAAGCUUUGUCAUGCUGUACCUACUUCAUUGUAGGUUAACUUGAAAACAAAAAAUGCAAACUAUGAAAUUUAUUUUUAAAGUGCAACUUGUUCCUUGUGCAUAUGAUAAUAAAGUUUGGAAUUUUUUCCCUCA
Messenger RNA from Scophthalmus maximus (turbot), 1151 nucleotides. Its product is annotated as EBP cholestenol delta-isomerase. The record is from RefSeq and is a predicted model, not a curated record. The coding region runs from base 184 to 882 and encodes 232 amino acids. Gene Ontology annotation, cellular component: membrane; endoplasmic reticulum. Lineage: Eukaryota; Metazoa; Chordata; Actinopteri; Pleuronectiformes; Scophthalmidae. The transcript is spliced from 5 exons. Gene Ontology annotation, molecular function: C-8 sterol isomerase activity; cholestenol delta-isomerase activity; steroid Delta-isomerase activity. Gene Ontology annotation, biological process: cholesterol biosynthetic process.